GGAGCUGUGCGGAGGCGCGCCCUCCCUUCCCCUCGAUGACUCGUCCCCUCCGCGAGGCGGGAUGAGCCCGGAUCCCAGCCCCUCCCCCGCCCGCGAGAGAUUUGGGGGCGAGCGGGACCACCCCUCCUCAGCCUCUCCUCCUCCCGUUUGCCUUGGCCGGGCCAUAUAUACGCGACGAGAGGCGCACUCUCCUUUUUUCCCCUUGGAAAGGGAGGCCUUGCACUAGCGGGCGGGGACGCGCAACGCCGUGUGGCUGCGCGGCGCUCCUGAGCAUUACGGCGCCCAUUCCUGGCUCCUUUGACUUGUUCUCCAGCGGCGGCGGCGACGAGGGAAGCUGGAAGCGCUUUUGCUUUUGUCGAUCCUGAGCAGCCAUGGCCGAGCGCCGCGCCUUCGCGCAGAAGAUCAGCAGAACUGUGGCAGCUGAAGUCCGGAAGCAGAUUUCAGGACAAUAUGGUGGAUCACCGCAGCUUCUCAAGAACCUUAAUAUUGGAGGCAGCAUUUCCCAUCAUACAACUGUGCCUCUUACUGAGCCUGUGGAUCCAGUGGAUUUGGAAGAAUACCUCCUUACACAUCCACUUGCAGUGGAUUGCGGCCCUUUGAGAGACUUGCUUGAAUUUCCUUCUGACGAUAUUGAAGUUAUCUACAGUCCUCGAGAAUGCAGAACGCUUGUGUCAGCAGUACCCGAAGAGAGUGAAAUGGACCCUCACGUGAGGGAUUGCGUAAGAAGUUACACAGAAGACUGGGCCAUUGUGAACAGAAAAUAUCACAAACUGGGAACAGGAUUUAACCCCAACACAUUAGACAAACAGAAGGAGAGGCAAAAAGGCCUACCCAAACAGAUAUUUGAGUCUGAUGAAGCUCCGGAUGGCAACAAUUACCAGGAUGAACAAGAUGAUCUUAAAAGACGGUCCAUGUCAAUCGAUGACACGCCACGGGGCAGUUGGGCUUGCAGUAUUUUUGACUUGAAAAACUCCCUCCCGGAUGCUUUGCUUCCAAAUCUUCUGGAUCGGACCCCAAAUGAAGAAAUCGACCAUCAAAAUGAUGAACAGAGAAAGUCCAACAGACACAAGGAACUUUUUGCAUUGCAUCCAGCCCCAGAUGAGGAAGAACCAAUAGAAAGACUGGGCAUCCCUGAAAUCCCCAAGGAACACUUUGGUCAGAGGCUUCUUGUGAAGUGUUUGUCUUUAAAAUUUGAAAUUGAAAUAGAGCCGAUUUUUGCAAGUUUGGCAUUAUACGACGUUAAGGAAAAGAAAAAGAUUUCAGAGAACUUCUAUUUUGAUUUAAACUCUGAACAAAUGAAAGGGAUGCUGCGUCCUCAUGUUCCACCUGCUGCCAUAACCACUCUGGCCCGGUCAGCCAUUUUUUCUAUUACAUAUCCCUCUCAGGAUGUCUUUCUGGUAAUAAAGCUGGAAAAGGUACUGCAACAGGGAGAUAUUGGGGAGUGUGCAGAGCCAUAUAUGAUUUUAAAAGAAGCAGAUGCUGCAAAGAACAAGGAAAAGCUAGAAAAACUGAAAAGUCAAUCAGAACAAUUUUGCCAAAGGCUUGGCAGAUAUCGCAUGCCUUUUGCAUGGACGGCCAUUCAUUUAAUGAACAUAGUCAGCAGUGCUGGAAGUUUGGAGAGGGACUCUACAGAAGUGGAAAUUGCUGCAGGAGAACGCAAAGGGUCGUGGUCAGAGAGGAGGAAUUCUAGCAUUGUCGGCAGGCGUUCCUUGGAAAGGACAACGAGUGGGGAUGAGGCCUGCAACCUGACUAACUUUAGACCAGCUACCCUCACGGUGACAAACUUCUUUAAACAGGAAGGUGACCGCCUGAGUGAUGAAGACCUGUAUAAGUUUCUUGCGGAUAUGAGAAGGCCAUCUUCUGUUCUACGGAGGUUGAGGCCUAUCACAGCUCAAUUGAAGAUAGACAUUUCUCCAGCCCCAGAAAACCCACAUUACUGUCUAACGCCAGAGUUGCUGCAAGUCAAACUUUACCCUGAUAGCAGAGUACGACCAACAAGAGAGAUCCUGGAGUUUCCUGCAAGGGAUGUUUAUAUUCCAAAUACAACAUACAGAAACCUUCUGUAUGUCUAUCCUCAAAGCCUUAACUUUGCCAACCGUCAAGGAUCUGCUCGGAACAUCACUGUAAAAGUCCAAUUUAUGUUUGGAGAGGAUCCAAGUAACGCAAUGCCGGUAAUAUUUGGAAAAUCCAGCUGUGCUGAAUUUUCAAAAGAAGCAUAUACAGCUGUUGUGUAUCAUAACAGAUCUCCUGAUUUUCAUGAAGAAAUCAAGAUUAAACUCCCUGCUACUUUAACUGACCACCAUCACCUGCUUUUCACUUUUUAUCAUGUCAGUUGCCAACAAAAACAAAAUACUCCUCUGGAGACGCCUGUUGGAUACACGUGGAUACCAAUGCUUCAGAAUGGACGGUUGAAAACCGGUCAGUUCCUUCUCCCUGUUUCCCUAGAGAAACCACCUCAGGCAUACUCUGUGCUCUCUCCAGAGGUGCCGCUGCCUGGAAUGAAGUGGGUAGAUAACCAUAAGGGAGUUUUUAAUGUAGAAAUAGUUGCUGUGUCAUCUAUUCAUACACAGGACCCUUACCUUGACAAGUUCUUUGCCCUUGUUCAUGCCCUGGAUGAACACAUGUUCCCUGUGCGGAUAGGCGACAUGAGAAUUAUGGAAAACAACUUGGAGAAUGAACUGAAGAGCAGCAUUUCGGCACUGAAUUCCUCUCAGCUGGAGCCUGUGGUGCGAUUUCUCCAUCUCUUGCUUGACAAACUGAUCCUCUUGGUUGUACGACCUCCUAUCAUUGCUGGCCAAAUAGUAAAUCUGGGUCAAGCGUCUUUUGAAGCCAUGGCCUCUAUUGUAAACAGACUCCACAAAAACCUCGAAGGAAACCAAGACCAGCAUGGCAGAAACAACCUCCUCACCUCAUAUAUUUAUUACGUUUUUCGCUUGCCAAACACCUCUCCCAAUUCGCCAUCUUCAGGUUCAGGUGGCUUGGGAGGAUCAGUCCAUUACGCCACCAUGGCUCGUUCUGCUGUCAGACCAGCAAGCCUAAACUUGAAUCGCUCCAGGAGCCUUAGCAACAGCAACCCAGAUAUCUCUGGCACUCCAACCUCGCCCGAUGAUGAAGUCCGAUCAAUCAUCGGGAGUAAGGGCUUAGACCGCUCCAAUUCCUGGGUAAACACUGGUGCUCCAAAAGCUGCCCCAUGGGGAUCCAACCCCAGUCCAAGUGCAGAGACUACACAGGCUACAGACCGAAGUUGUAAUCGUAUGUCUUCGCACACAGAGACGUCAAGUUUCUUACAAACAUUAACAGGACGGUUGCCAACUAAAAAGCUUUUUCAUGAAGAACUGGCCUUACAGUGGGUUGUCUGCAGUGGGAGUGUACGGGAGGCAGCUCUCCAGCAAGCGUGGUUCUUCUUCGAGCUUAUGGUAAAAAGUAUGGUGCAUCAUUUGUAUUUUGCUGACAAACUCGAUGCUCCAAGGAAGAAUCGUUUUCCGGAGCGCUUCAUGGAUGACAUAGCUGCUCUGGUCAGCACAAUUGCCAGUGAUAUAGUCUCCCGGUUUCAGAAGGAUGCUGAAAUGAUUGAAAGGCUCAACACUAGCUUAGCCUUCUUCCUAAACGAUCUACUCACUGUUAUGGACAGAGGAUUUGUCUUCAGCCUUACUAAGGUGUACUACAAACAGGUGUCAUCCAAGCUUUAUUCCUUACCCAACCCGAGCACCCUUGUGUCCUUGAGGUUGGAUUUCCUCCGCAUCGUCUGCAGCCAUGAACACUACGUUACUCUGAAUUUACCAUGUAGCCUGUUGACACCCCCGGCAUCCCCGUCACCUUCCGUGUCUUCCGCAACAUCUCAGAGUUCUGGUUUCUCAACGAACGUCCAGGACCAGAAGAUUGCAAAUAUGUUUGAACUGUCCGUGCCUUUCCGCCAGCAGCACUACUUGUCAGGCCUGGUGCUUACUGAGCUGACUGUCAUUUUGGAUCCUGAUGCAGAAGGUUUGUUUGGAUUGCAUAAGAAAGUCAUCAACAUGGUACACAACUUGUUGUCCAGCCAUGACUCCGACCCACGGUACUCUGACCCACAGGUAAAGGCCCGGGUGGCUACACUGUACCUGCCUCUGAUUGGUGUGAUCAUGGAGAGUGUGCCCCAGCUGUAUGAUUUCACAGAAAACCACAACCAGCGCGGACGGCCAAGCUGCACAGCAGUGGAGGACUAUGAGAGCGAGGGUGGAAGCAUGAUAAGCCAGACGGUUGCCAUGGCUAUUGCAGGAACCUCCGUCCCGCAACUCACCCGUCCCAGCAGUUUUCUCCUAACAUCAUCGACAAAUAGGCAACAUUCAACAUUUUCAGCCGAGUCAAGUCGGAACCUUCUGAUCUGCCUCUUGUGGGUCCUGAAGAACGCUGAUGAAAAUGUCCUACAAAAAUGGUUCACGGACCUUUCUGUGCUGCAGCUUAACCGUUUACUGGAUUUGCUCUACCUCUGUGUUUCUUGCUUCGAAUACAAGGGUAAGAAAGUAUUUGAAAGAAUGAACAGCCUGACGUUUAAGAAGUCAAAAGACAUGAGAGCGAAGCUUGAAGAAGCUAUACUUGGCAGCAUCGGGGCGAGGCAAGAAAUGGUACGGCGAAGCAGGGGACAGCUGGAAAGAAGUCCUUCCGGGAGUGCCUUUGGAAGUCAAGAGAACCUGAGAUGGAGAAAGGAUAUGACUCACUGGCGACAGAACACGGAAAAACUUGACAAAAGCCACAAACCAGCCAGAUCACGGGCUGAGAUAGAACACGAGGCUCUUAUCGAUGGCAACUUGGCAACGGAAGCAAAUCUGAUCAUUUUGGAUACUUUGGAGAUAGUAGUCCAGACGGUCUCCGUGACCGAGUCCAAGGAAAGCAUUCUUGGCGGAGUACUGAAGGUUCUUUUACACAGCAUGGCUUGCAACCAGAGCGCUCUUUACCUGCAGCAUUGCUUUGCUACACAGAGGGCCUUGGUGUCAAAGUUCCCAGAACUGCUCUUUGAAGAGGAGACGGAGCAGUGUGCAGACUUAUGCCUCCGACUCCUGCGCCACUGUAGCAGUAGCAUCGGCACCAUACGCUCGCAUGCCAGCGCCUCCCUGUACCUCCUCAUGAGGCAGAACUUUGAGAUUGGGAAUAACUUUGCCAGAGUGAAAAUGCAGGUGACCAUGUCACUCUCAUCUUUAGUAGGAACAUCUCAGAAUUUUAAUGAGGAGUUUCUGAGACGUUCUCUGAAAACCAUUUUGACCUAUGCUGAAGAGGACCUGGAACUAAGGGAAACAACGUUCCCUGAUCAGGUCCAAGAUCUUGUGUUCAACCUCCAUAUGAUCCUGUCUGAUACAGUUAAGAUGAAGGAGCACCAAGAAGACCCAGAGAUGCUGGUGGACUUGAUGUACAGAAUUGCCAAGGGAUACCAGAAUUCCCCAGACCUACGACUCACCUGGCUACAGAACAUGGCUGGGAAACACUCAGAGAGAAGCAAUCACGCAGAAUCUGCACAAUGUUUGGUCCACUCUGCAGGACUCGUUGCUGAAUACUUGAGCAUGCUUGAGGAUCGGAAAUAUCUCCCUGUAGGAUGCGUUACAUUUCAGAACAUCUCCUCGAACGUCCUGGAAGAAUCUGCAGUUUCUGAUGAUGUCGUAUCGCCAGAUGAAGAAGGAAUAUGCUCUGGAAAGUAUUUUACUGAAGCAGGUCUGGUUGGAUUGCUGGAGCAAGCUGCAGCCUCUUUCUCCAUGGCUGGCAUGUAUGAAGCAGUCAACGAGGUUUACAAAAUCCUCAUUCCAAUUCAUGAAGCUAACAGAGAUGCCAAGAAGCUUGCCACAAUUCACGGUAAACUCCAGGAAGCAUUCACCAAAAUAGUUCAUCAGAGUACUGGCUGGGAGCGGAUGUUUGGUACAUACUUCCGUGUUGGUUUUUAUGGGACUAAAUUUGGAGACCUCGAUGAACAAGAGUUUGUUUACAAGGAACCGGCCAUAACAAAAUUGGCUGAAAUUUCUCAUCGGUUAGAGGGUUUUUACGGAGAGAGGUUUGGUGAAGAUGUUGUUGAAGUGAUUAAGGACUCUAACCCUGUCGACAAAUGCAAAUUAGAUGCCAACAAGGCCUAUAUACAAAUAACUUACGUGGAGCCUUACUUUGAUACAUACGAAAUGAAGGACCGGAUAACCUAUUUUGACAAAAACUACAACUUGAGGCGAUUCAUGUACUGUACGCCCUUCACGUUGGAUGGCAGAGCUCAUGGUGAGCUGCAUGAACAGUUCAAGAGGAAGACCAUCCUCACAACAUCACAUGCAUUCCCUUACAUUAAAACCCGGAUUAAUGUCAUUCACAAGGAGGAGAUCAUUUUGACACCAAUUGAAGUCGCCAUUGAGGAUAUGCAAAAGAAAACCCAAGAGUUGGCUUUUGCAACACAUCAAGAUCCAGCAGAUCCCAAAAUGCUCCAGAUGGUGCUUCAAGGUUCAGUAGGCACAACGGUAAAUCAGGGACCACUAGAGGUUGCACAGGUUUUCUUAUCAGAGAUACCCAACGAUCCUAAGCUCUUCCGUCACCAUAAUAAACUACGGCUUUGUUUCAAAGACUUCACAAAAAGGUGUGAAGAUGCACUGCGCAAGAACAAGAGCCUGAUUGGUCCAGACCAAAAAGAGUAUCAGCGAGAGCUUGAAAGAAAUUACCACCGUCUCAAGGAAGCACUUCAGCCUCUGAUCAAUAGAAAAAUUCCCCAGUUAUACAAGACGGUUCUUCCUGCUGCUUGCCACAGAGAUUCCUUCAGCAGAAUGAGCCUUCGCAAAAUGGACAUCUGAGCACCUUAAAAUACACUUAAGAAUUUUAAGGUACUGAACAAACGAGUGCAGUGUCAUCAACACCGGGAAUUUUUAUAACUUUUAUUUGGAAACAAAACUUUGGACUUUGUUCAGGACACCAUGCACACAUUUUACCAAUUUACAUGGAAGUGUUAAGUGGCCAAAUUUCCCUUCUGAAUUAUUAUAUAGACUUCAAACCUUUUUUAACCCCAUGGCAACAGUAUACAAACUACUGGUGAGACUGUAAACACAACUGUUUUUUAAGACAUUUUUUAAUAUUCAGAGGUACUCCAAAUGCAUCAACCAUUAUUUAUAGCAUUCUUUAAUGUUAAAUUUGUUUUUGUUUUAGUUCAUAUAUUUAUUUUAUAUUAGGAGCAUUUGCAAAUGCAUUUAAACCAUUUUUAAUGCAGUGUUUAUUUUAAUGGUACCAUUAAAUAUUUGAAUGUUUACACUUUA
This is a messenger RNA of Podarcis raffonei (Aeolian wall lizard), 7241 nucleotides long. RefSeq names its product dedicator of cytokinesis 7 (gene DOCK7). The record is from RefSeq and is a predicted model, not a curated record. NCBI's taxonomy places the organism in Eukaryota, Metazoa, Chordata, Lepidosauria, Squamata, Lacertidae. The coding region runs from base 372 to 6785 and encodes 2137 amino acids. Gene Ontology annotation, biological process: axonogenesis; positive regulation of GTPase activity; small GTPase-mediated signal transduction. Gene Ontology annotation, molecular function: guanyl-nucleotide exchange factor activity. The transcript has 51 exons.